Pieris macdunnoughi is the source of this 1902-nucleotide messenger RNA. The record is from the annotation of a GenBank genome assembly. NCBI's taxonomy places the organism in Eukaryota, Metazoa, Arthropoda, Insecta, Lepidoptera, Pieridae.
AUGAAGUUAUAUAAUUUAUCCGUAAUUAUUGUAAUUAGUUCGUGUUGUUACUGUGUGGAUGUUGAUUACUAUGAUGAUGAAAAUGUGGAAGAAAAUAAAGAUCAUUUAAAUAUUAAUCAAACUGUUGAUCGUAGAUUUGGUAUCAAAGACGUAAGAGUAGUUCCAAACAUAACAAAUCCCGACAACAAUAAUGUAUCAGUAAAAUAUUCAGCAUACUCUACGUUGGGUACACAGAUUCAGUCAAUAUCUAAUGAAAAUCCCAUAGUACAAUAUUAUCAUUCACGAGCUAAAUCCAUUAAAAAUGAUUCUUUCGUACAAAAUUAUUCGAAUUCAGUGUCGAAAUUUAAUAUUUUCAAAGAUUAUGUGUACGUGUAUGAUGAUAAUGCUGAAUCGAAGGUUUUGCGGUAUGAUAAUGCGUCUAAGCUAUAUCAAAAACAAACGACCAUUAACAAGACUGAAGCUCAAAAAUUAAAAGAACAUGCUAUUAAAUUUUACAACCUAGGACCAGCAGCAGCAUCGGGUGUAUUAUACGAUAUCCCAAGGGAUAAUGAUGAAAAAGUAUGGUAUGUUCCGGAAAAUUAUCCCUGUUGGGAACUCCCGCUUUUGUACGGUGAAUUAGGACAGAGAAUGAAAACCGCUGAAGUUUUCUUGAUUUUCGGGGGACGUUUAAAAAAUGUUUUUGAUCCUGGUUAUAAUGACACCGUUUAUAAAACACCCAGCUCAUCGACCAACGAUUUACCCAAUCGCUGGUGUGGCGUGCUACCUUGUUAUGGAGACCACACUCUUUGUCUAUUUCCAGGCGAUAAUUUAUCAAAAUUAUGCGAGAAAGGAUAUAAUGUACAAGUCCCGUCUAUUUUAGAUCAAAUUGCUUUAGUUAACACGAUAAACUCGAUGAGAAACAGAGUUGCAAGUGGUGAAUCAGAUCGAUAUUCGCACUUGCCUCCGGCAGCCAACAUGAAAGAAAUCAAUUAUGAUUACGAUUUGCAAAAGAUCUCCGAAGCUUGGUUGCGUCAAUGUCUUCCGGGACCAGCACCUUGUUCCGCGCUCGAUGGUGAAACAGUAUCACAUCUUGAAUGUACUAAAUAUUCAGAUUAUUGCUGUUUAAGAAGCCAAUCUGCUUUUCGUUGUACACCUAAAAUGGAAUGUUUUGUAUCACCUAUUAUCGGAUGUCUUCAUGUAUGGUAUUGGAGUGCUGGAAAAAAUAUUAAACAAGCAGAUAUAAAAUGCGGUCGUACGUCUGUUAAAACCUUUAACACUGUUCAGUUACUUUGGGCUAAAACUUUAAAAAUAGGAUGUGCUUAUGGAGAAAGUAUCAAUGGAAAUAUCAGGGUGGUAUGCAAUUUUUCACCAGGAGCACCAUUCUUUUUAGAAACAGGGUUAUAUUGUGGAAUUAUUGAUCAUUCAAACAAAAUUUUGUCUGGUUCUUUCGCAAAGAAAAAAACCUUCUUAGCUUCUUUGCCAGUAUUUUGGGAUAGUAUAGAGCCGACUGAACGAGAUGUGUUUGAAAAAUCUGAACACAAUUUUUCUAGUAACAUUAAGGGUAUUGACAGCGUUAACACCAUAUGGGGUGUACAGAGUUUGAAUAAAAUAUACAACGAAGGCUGGGUGCGAAAAUAUCUAAGUGAACGAAGGAAUGGAACAAGAGGAAUGAUCGCACGUUUAGUAACCAAGUACACUUUUAUAGAUGAAAGCGAAGCGCGAUGUGAUACAAAUGAGUCAAUGUAUAUUGCGGGAAAGGCUGGUUCGCUUUGUAUGGAAAGAGGGCGGAGAUAUAUCAAUCUGUGUUACGAAUUUAGAGAUCCUACACCAGGAUAUAGAUCUCUGGCUGUAGCUGCUCCUAUAGCAUUGUUUACUCUUAUCCUCUAUGAUUUAUUUAGCGGUGUUGUUAGACAAUCUAAUUAG